Messenger RNA from Phytomonas sp. EM1, 156 nucleotides. The record is from the annotation of a GenBank genome assembly. NCBI's taxonomy places the organism in Eukaryota, Euglenozoa, Kinetoplastea, Trypanosomatida, Trypanosomatidae.
AUGAAGGUUUCAUCGUCUUUUAAAGUUCAAAAUUCCAGGGGCUUAAAAUGCACCAACUUAUUAUCAAUAUUAAUUCGUAACUUACAGUGUAAACUGAAAAUAAGAUAUAAAACACAAUACCCAGCAAACAUUUCUAAGGAAGGGAUGUCAAUGUAG